GAAAAACCUUGACUGCUGCAGCUCCUCCCUCCGCUGACUUCAACCGCCGAGCGCUGCCUGGUCACAGAGGACGUCAGUCGCAGCUCUGCAACAGGAGAGUAAAUGUCUGCAAGAGAGGACUGAGCACAGGCUGAAACCUGUCCUACUGAAUCUCUAAAACCAUCGGGGACCAUCAGAGAUGGAGGGCGAAGGCAGUAGUCCCGGGGUAGCGAUGGAUUCAGGUAACCCCUUGCUGAAAGCAGUAUUCCUCCGUCGCCUGCGACUCACACGGCUUCUCCUGGAGGGCGGCUCCUACAUCAACGAGAGCGACAGCCAAGGCCAGACUCCCCUGAUGGUGGCCUGCAGGACCCAGCAUAUCGACGCCCAGAGCGCCAGCCGGGUCAAGCUGGUCCAGUUUCUCCUGGAGAAAGGAGCGGACCCCGACAUCCAGGACAAGGAAGGCCGGUCUGCGCUGAUGCACGCCUGUCGGGAACAGGCCGGUCCUGAGGUGGUGUCGCUGCUCCUGGCCAGCGGGGCGGACAUCAGUCUGGAAGAUCAGUCCGGGACAUCGGCGCUGGUCUACGCGGUCAUGGCCGGAGACUGGAAGGUUCUGAAGCUGAUGCUCGACACAUGCAAGGCUAAGGGGAAAGAGGUGAUCAUCAUAACGACGGACAAAUUCCCAUGCGGAAAACUGCAAGCCAAGCAGUACCCCAGCAUGCCUCCCCUUAGUCCUGUUGACCAGAUGGACAAAACGGCAUCAGCAGCUCCGGCAUCACCCUCUGAAAUCCAGCUCAUCACUUCCCCCCAGUGCACCUCCUCUUCCUUGUGUCCCCCAAAGCCUGUCUUCUCCUUUAAAGAUGCCCAGUCCGGCGGAGUGAGCUCCCAUCCGUGUUCCCCGUCGCGGUUUCAGAGGUUCGGCCAACCGGCGGCGUGUGGACUUCAGCAGCCCCUCCUGAGGCUGAACUCUGAGCCCUGGCUAAAGGUCCCAUCGUCUCUGCUCGUGCAGCAUCCUCACGCCGGCUCACCUUCGGAAAACAACGGCAACCGAACUGAGGAGCUGCCGUUCAGAAUCACCAAACUGGAUGAAGACAGCACAAACUCAACUGACAGCUUCAAAUGGUAUGAAGGACGACUGGCAAGGGACAAAGGAAUGGAAGGGAAGAAUGAAAGUGCCAAACAUGCAGGACAGAAGAUGUCCUUACCGGGUCUCCAGUCACCCCACUCUGCCUCCCACCCUAACCUCCAUUCUGUAAACCUUGGGACAGAUUCAAUCGCCUCCUCUUCCUCCUUUUCUGGCGGCAAAACUCUCAGCACUCCUCUUCACAGCAUGGCCUCGUCGAGCCUCCACAGCAUCAUCCAGAGGCGCAAGCUUGGCGCAGACAUCUACAACUCGGAGCCCCAGCUAGCUCUAGACAUCCAGACUCUCCCCGAGGAGUCCCAGCAGACACCAAGAGACCCGACAGAUGGCAAGAAGCUGGCUCCCUUACGCUGCUCCAGCACACUGGGCUCAAGGGAGUCGUCGUCGAUGUCGGGCCCGAGCAGGAGGGUGCUGUAUGGGUUUGAGCGCAGAGGUUCUGGGGCCUUCUUGUUGGACCACAGCUCCCAGGUCAGGCCGAGAUCUCUGCCACCUCUGACCCUCAACUCCACCCACAACCCCGUCCUUAACGCUUAUAACCUCGGCUCCAGCGCCGCCGGAAGUGGUUCUGAGCCCGGCCUCAAAGGUUUCCUUCCCUCCGCUCCUCCUGGGCAUCCCAAAGAGCUGACGAGGAGGAUGCUGCUGAGGAGACACUCCAUCCAGACCGAGCAGCUCAAAACCACAGCUUGAAGUUCAGCCAGUGCACCGGCGUGUUUUCGUGUGAGACGUUUUGUUGUGUGAUUUAGUGUCCGUGUCGUGAAGCCAAAGAGGAUAUUAUCAGAAAAAUAAAAUGAUCCAUAUUAAGGGUGUCGUGAUUUCGACUCUAGACCGGAAAACGUUUGAUCAAAACUGAAAUGCGAGUCCAUCGAUGUGCGUCGAUAUAAAUGUGCUAUGAAUCGUCGAUCGUCGGUCGACUGAGGCUUAGCUUUGCUGCUAAUUCUGCACAGCGUCUCCAAAUCUCAGUCACAGCAGUUUAAAGUUCAGCGCGACGCCUCUUCUGCUACCACAUCCGUGCUUGCGAGGGUCAAAGACAAACAUAUCCAAAAACAACGACCUCGGGAUUCAAACUGGACACAGUAUGUUUUUCUUCCAGCCUCGUCUGAUCGCACGUGAGACGGUACAGCUAGCUUAGCUUUAGCCUGCAGCCACACUCACCCUGUGAUGCAUGAAGACGAUCACCUGUCUGGUACGAAGAUGUCGAGUUUAUAUUCUUUUCAGAGAUCCUUUAUUGAUUUGUCUGUGAAGAGGACUCACUCCGGACAGAUUUGAGAAAACUGAAUUUCUGUCUUUUGUUGUCGACUGUUGACUGAAUCGUCAUCAUCAGAUCAUUUCGAACUUGUUUACUCUGCAGAAGGCCAGCAGCGCUGUUGUUACGUCUGUCGUCAAUCGUGACCUUAAAAUCAAAACUCGACUCGUUGAUCUGGAGAAUCGCGACACCCCUGACACUUAUCGAUGUUAACGUACGAACUGUAGGUUUCCUCCUCUGCUUUAGUGUGCCGUCACUGUGCUCGUAGCUUCAGUCUGCAGCUUUUACGCACAACACUCCCUUAAAGCUGCUAAGAGAUUUCAACAUCUGACAUAUUGUGAAUUGUCCCUUUUAAAGUCGCUACGUGCAGAAUCUGACGGAGGCCCGCAUGCAGCACCAGUUGUACCAUCGCAGCAACAUGCCCCUUAAUUACGAUUCUACACAUAGCGGCUUUAAUCAGCGGGGGUCGAGUCUUGAAAUUGUUUUUUCACACACGCUAUUUGCACAAGGAGUCUGAAUUAUAUGUCUGUGAAAAGCCAUUGUCAGCCACAACGCUUACUGUGUAAGAACGAGCGAGAAAACUGUUCAAUAAAUGAAUUUAUUAUCAUAAAAAGGCGUCACAGAUCAUUGUAAAUGGUACAUCGCUAUGCAUUAAACAUGCAUCAUCGCUGCAAAGUGUUUUGUUUUGUUCAACCGUCGACAAAGAAGAAAACGCACCAUAACACACAUGUGAACUUACAUCAUUAUGUUUAAAAAAUAAAAACAUCACAGUGUCCCACAGAUAUUUACAUGUUUAUAUUAAAAAA
Messenger RNA from Acanthopagrus latus (yellowfin seabream), 3166 nucleotides. It is a transcript of the gene ankrd34ba, whose product is annotated as ankyrin repeat domain 34Ba. The transcript has 2 exons. Bases 179 to 1804 code for a protein of 541 amino acids. Gene Ontology annotation, molecular function: protein binding. NCBI's taxonomy places the organism in Eukaryota, Metazoa, Chordata, Actinopteri, Spariformes, Sparidae. The record is from RefSeq and is a predicted model, not a curated record.